AUGACGACAACAACUACCGAGCCUAUUGUGAUCAAUACACUGUUCCGCACAGAGCUUGCUCCGGGUACGAACUACGCACAACGUCAUUCGACACAGCUCGACAAGGCUGUGGAAGUUGACGUGAUCCGUGCUGAGCUUGAGGAAAAGCAGUUCCGCGUGAACCUGACGGUUAUCGACACGCCAGGGUUUGGUGACUAUGUAAACAACCGCGACUGUUGGGCACCACUCGUGGACUUUAUUGACGAUCAAUACGAGUCGUAUAUGAGACAGGAGCAGCAGCCAGAGCGGAAACAAUUGCAUGACCAGCGCGUGCAUGCAUGCUUGUACUUCAUUGCCCCCACUGGCCACACACUCAAGCCUCUUGACAUUGAGGUCAUGAAGCGCCUGUCGCAGCGAGUCAACUUGAUUCCAGUCGUGGCCAAGGCUGACACGCUUACACCACGGGACUUGGCCCUUUUCAAGGAACGUAUUCGCGAUGUGAUUCGGACGCAUGGCAUUACUGUAUUUGCGCCACCUGUCGACUCGAUCGACGAGGCUAGCGCCGAGCAUGCGCGUGCGCUCAUGUCAUCGAUGCCUUUCAGCAUCAUCGGCAGCACAAAAGAUGUUCGCACGUACGACGGCCGAAUGGUGCGUGGUCGUGAGUACCUGUGGGGUGUGGCCGAGGUGGAAAAUGAACACCACUGUGACUUUAAGAAGCUACGUUCGCUCCUGAUUCGCACGCAUAUGCUCGACUUGAUUAUGAACACGGAAGACUACCAUUAUGAAAAUUACCGUCAGACACAAAUGGAGACUCGCAAGUAUGGCGAGCCAAAGGUGAAGAAGUUUGACAACCCGCGGUUCAAGGAAGAAGAGGAAGCCUUGCGCCGCAAGUUUACUGACCAGGUCAAGCUUGAGGAGGGCCGGUUCCGUCAAUGGGAGCAGCACCUGAUUGCUGAGCGUGACCGUCUGAACAAGGACCUCGAGACAGCUCAUGGUGCGAUCAAGCAACUUGAAUCAGAGAUUGAGAGCUUGCAAAUGGCUUCGCGCACGCAGAGGAGGUAA
Molecule: messenger RNA, 1041 nt
Organism: Malassezia globosa CBS 7966
Lineage: Eukaryota; Fungi; Basidiomycota; Malasseziomycetes; Malasseziales; Malasseziaceae
Exons: 2
Coding region: 1-1041 (346 amino acids)
Biological process (GO): intracellular protein localization; cytoskeleton-dependent cytokinesis
Cellular component (GO): microtubule cytoskeleton; septin ring; cell division site
Molecular function (GO): GTPase activity; molecular adaptor activity; GTP binding
Source: RefSeq, a predicted model, not a curated record